Molecule: messenger RNA, 2720 nt
Organism: Ruditapes philippinarum (Manila clam)
Lineage: Eukaryota; Metazoa; Mollusca; Bivalvia; Venerida; Veneridae
Product: E3 ubiquitin-protein ligase TRIM45-like
Exons: 1
Coding region: 323-2341 (672 amino acids)
Biological process (GO): positive regulation of DNA-templated transcription
Cellular component (GO): chromatin; nucleoplasm
Molecular function (GO): zinc ion binding; ubiquitin-protein transferase activity
Source: RefSeq, a predicted model, not a curated record
AGCUAAUCUUUUCCAUCUGGCUUGAGUCCAUACAAAUCGAUUCUUACUUUCAAUAGCGUUAAUUCAAAACUUUAUUUAAAAAUAUUACAUGCACUUUACGCCUUUUAAUUUUGUGUUGUGUAUAAUCAAUCAUAAACGCUUUAUAAGCAUAUUGGUUUAAAAUCACCUAGGGAAUUUAUAUUGAUCUUUAAAACUUCUGUUCAGUUAAUUAAAACCAACGCGCUGACAUAACAUGAAAAAGGAAUAUCAAUCAAUCUGGGAUAUUAUAAAACACACAAAUUGAAUAAUAAAUGUAACAGCGAACUGUUUAAUUACUGUAAAAAUGGAGUCUACGGUUGAAAUGAUUACAUGUCCAAUAUGCCAGGACAUGUAUAAGAAACCGAAGUAUCUACCUUGCUUACACACGUUCUGUGAAUCAUGUUUAGAUGGGUAUAUUGUUAACAUUGCUAAUAUUUGUGCCAAACUAGAUCAACUCCCAGCAUCCAUAUUUGACAACAAACCGUACGUCUGGACAGGUGAUGGAUUUCCGUGUCCGGUUUGCAGAGCACACGUGCAGAUUCCAGGCGACAAAGUGAAAACCACUCAGCCAUCACGAUGGGCAACACUAUUUCCGAUUAACCAUCUUGUGCUAAGCAUCAUGGGAUUCGACGCGAUACCUGUUGAGGACAGCAUGUGUACGCCAUGCGAAAAGAUUAACGAUCCGAAACCCGCCGAGCACUGGUGCUUAGAAUGUUCUGAGGCGCUUUGCCAUCUUUGUGCCAAACAUCAUCACGUUCUCAAAGCGACAGAUUCUCAUUCUGUCAUCAGACUAACGGAAUUGAAAAACCACAGUGGUCCAAGUAGCCAUGAGGAAGUUACACAAUGUCAUGAUCAUCCGGGACAUUUGUUGGAUAUGUAUUGUGUGGACCACAACAAGGUCGCUUGCUCCGAAUGUACAAGGAUUGAUCAUAAGUCAUGCGAAACGGUUAUUCCAGUUGAUAAAGUUGCUGGCGAAAUAAGGGACUCGUCCGAAGCUUUGAAACUGUUAGACAAACUGAAAGAAUGCAACGAGGAAACGGAAUGCAUCGUCCUAGAUAGAAAGAGGACAUCGGAUAAGUUGAAUUCUACUAAAGACAAGGUAUUGUCAAAGGUUAAGGCUGUUAGGAUAGAAAUUAACAAAGUAUUAGAUGAACUUGAACAGAUGUUUAAGCAAGAUUUAGAGAAUACACACACCCAAGUAAUAAAUGGACUAGAAGAUCAGAUCGGGAGAUGUCAUCUACUUCAGAAAGCUGUUAAUAGCUCAAGGGCAAUCCUCCAAGCUGCUAUUGAAUAUGGGACAGACAACGAAUUAUUUGUUGUUGCUCAUAGAAUGGAACGGGAAUUCCACAAGUACGAAACGGUUCUGGAAAAAGAAGAAUCAAACCUACGCGAUAUUGAUUACGACUUUGAGCAGAACUAUGAGAUAGAACAUAUUCUAAUGGCUCUUGAUGAAAUUGGUUCUUUAAAAGUUAACAAAACACCAACCGUUGUUUCGCCUUUCAUAAAGAAACGUGCCACUCCAGGUUCCAGAUUUGAUGCAACUUCGGCAAUGGACGAUAGAUGUGCUGAGCUUACAGGUGGCACGUUUUUGCCAGACGACAGACUAAUGCUUGUUGACAAUGCUAACAGGAAGUUAAAGCUUUUCACACCAGAUGGUGAUCUUUUGUGCGAAUUUGAACUUAGUUCAGCUCCAUGGGAUAUAACAUGCGUUCCGGGCGGAAUGGCGGCCGUUACGCUUCCGUCCGAGAAGAAAGUGAUGUUAGUAUCCGGGAUGAACGACUGUAUAACUCCAGUUGAACAAUUUAACACUUCUGGAAAAUGUUAUGGGAUUGCAUAUUCCUACUACGCAAAAGACCUUGUUGUUGCGUGUGACACACCUGGAGAUGGUCUAGCAACGGUCAAGGUCAUUUCUUUAUCUGGGGACGAACUACGCAACAUUGCGAUUGGAGAGAAUGGCCUAAGUAUCACAUCUCGACCGAGUUAUGUUGCAACAAAUCCAUUUGACGCCGACGUGUAUGUGUCCGAUGAAUGCAAUAAUACAAUUAUUGGAAUAACAACAAACGGAGAAAUAAGAUUCAACCACAAACAUUCAUACUUAAAGCUUCCGGUCGGCAUUGCUGCCGAUAAUCAUGGCUGCAUUUACGUGUGUGGCAACGGGUCAUGUGACAUACAUCAGAUGACACGUGAUGGCCAAAGAAUUCGCCUACUUACAGAUGGUUUACCACAUCCUCGCGCAAUUGCGUUUGAUCCCUAUGGUGACCGUUUCUUAGUUACAAGUGAUGGUUCUUACAAAAGUACUGUUCAGGUUUACACAAUGUCAUAACAGAUUUAUACGAGAAGCGUAAUAUGCCAUUACCCAGUUAUUAUAAACUUAAAUGAUAUUGUAUAUAGUGUAUAUAUAUUUGUUUUUUGUUUAAACAUGUUCUUUCCGGAGAGUUCCAAAAUUAGGCGACAAUAUCGCGCUUUUUGAAUUUCUUGUUAAGGCACAUAUAUGUAUAUACUAUUGUUGUAAAUAUUUAUGUAUUAGUAUCAAUUUCCUUCUUUUUUCUUUUCACUGUGCCUUUUUGUUUAUUUUUUUCUGUGAAUGUAAUCUAGGAGAUAUUGAAUUCAUAAUUCUCACAAAAUUAAUUUGUAUAAAGUGUUUUAUUGGAUAUUUCACCGUUCAUUAAAGAGUUGAUGCAUCGAAUGAUUUUAUUUUGCAU